AUGGUACACGUUCGAGCUGUAGUGGCCGCUCUCUCCUCCCUCGCCAUUGCAACCGCCCAACGGACCCCCAAGAUAGUUCCAACAGACCUCCAAUCUGGCUUUGAAUCCAACACCCAGAUCCAAGUCUCCUAUACCGACAACGCCGUAAACGGCUUCCUUGACGGCACACUCUUUGAAAAAGAUGCCGUAUCCGAAGAACCCACCUUCGCCCUCGGUGACAGCAGCGGCAUAUCCCCCACAACCCUCUAUACCAUCCUGAUGCUCGACACAACCUGUCCACAAACGCGAACCCUGCACUACGCCCGUACAAACUUCAAAAACAACUUCAAAAUUACAAACAUCAACAGCUCCUCUCCGCCCCUACUCGCCUACCAGCCACCGGGUGCCUUUGGCGAAACAGGCGACAACAGGCAGUAUUCCUUUCUCAUGUAUACGAACCCCGGCCGGAGGGAGAUCGAGACGUUGGUGUUGCCUGGGGAAGGCGAGCCGUUCAAUGUGAGGCGGUUUCAGGAAGAGAACGGGCUCGAGGAUGCGAGUGCCGGGGUGGGCAUGGUCGUAAAGCUGGGCGGACAGGCGAGUUGUGGGGAGGGACAGGCGCCAAAUACGCUGCCUGCUUCUUUGGCGGCGCCUAGGCCAGGGCCGUCGAGCACGCUGGCGGGAGCGGGUACGGGUGUUGGGGGGAGUAGUGCGGUCGAGACGGGGUCGUCGAGCGGGCCGAGUACGUUGCCGCCUGGUGAUGCGACGACGCCAACGCCGUCGAGAAAUGCUACAAGUGCGGUGCAGUCUGAUGCUGGUGGUCCCUCGGCCAUCAUGUCCACGGCUGAUCUGGCGAAUGUAAACCCUGGUGCGACGGGAUCUCCUACCUCGAGUGCUGGGUUGGCCGAGCAGACGGCGAAUGCUGGCCCGAGGAUACUUGCUCAGAGCACCUGGGUACUGGUUCCCCUCCUGGUUCUGGUGUUGUGA
Messenger RNA from Plenodomus lingam JN3, 963 nucleotides. RefSeq lists its product as uncharacterized. Lineage: Eukaryota; Fungi; Ascomycota; Dothideomycetes; Pleosporales; Leptosphaeriaceae. The record is from RefSeq and is a predicted model, not a curated record.